Molecule: messenger RNA, 5873 nt
Organism: Cyprinodon variegatus (sheepshead minnow)
Lineage: Eukaryota; Metazoa; Chordata; Actinopteri; Cyprinodontiformes; Cyprinodontidae
Product: zinc finger protein 91-like
Exons: 7
Coding region: 899-5548 (1549 amino acids)
Biological process (GO): regulation of transcription by RNA polymerase II
Molecular function (GO): protein binding; DNA-binding transcription factor activity; RNA polymerase II cis-regulatory region sequence-specific DNA binding
Source: RefSeq, a predicted model, not a curated record
CCACACUGCUCACAGGGCACCGCACAAUGGCUGCCCACUGCUCCAAGGGGAUGGGUUAAACCCAGAAUUCAUUUCGUUGCUUUUUACUUGUGACAGUUGAAAGUUUAAUUCUGUUCUUUAAGAAAAUGAAAGAAUGUUUUAUCAGUAAUCUCCUCCCAUGGAAAGCUUUUUAUAUUUUCUACAGGAGCGUUAGUAACUUGAUCUUUUAGGGACAGUUUAUAGGAGUUUCUCUCUGGUAGCAUUUCAGUGCUCUUAGAGGCCACGCUGAGCCCAGACACUGAACACAUCAUGAAGUCAGACUGUUUCUGAAGCAGUUGUUGGAGGCAGUUAGCGGAUAAAGACUUAAUAAUAGGCCAUCAGCUCCAAAAACAGAAAAAAUUAUAAUUUGGCUCUAGGUAGAUCAUCUUCACCAUGGCUAAACUGUUGUCAGAGCUGUAUUUGUGUCAUGGAAACGAUCUUUUUAAAUUCUUGUAUUUAUUCAAAUUUGCGGAAUUCAUGUUUCUAAAGUAACUUUAGGACCUAAACAUGGAGUAUGGCCCUCCUGUAGAUCUGUCUUUCAACGGCUUAUUCACGGUCACAGGUAAUUUCUCGUUACUGUUUUCAUUCAAGGAACUUUGCUGCAUUAAUGAUUUUGUGUGCUUAUAUAUACUGUAUAUUGCAAAGCUUAGCAAUGAGUUUAUCGGCAAAAAGAUGAUAAAAAAAAAAAACUUCCUGGAUAUUUGGACUGACUGGUUGUUGUUUAGAAGCGACGUGGAGGGACCCCCGCCCGGGCCUGCGUCCUUUAAGGACCGACUCGCACAACAAGUACCGGACUCGGGCUCUACGUCUCAACUACAACAACAUCAAGGACCUGAGUGACCUUGAAUUCACGCUGAACCACUUCCUGGUAGAGCCAUCCAUGCUGGGCUGGCUCGACUUGUCCUUCAACAAAAUGACCGGAAUCGAUGAUGUUUUAUGUCAGUUGAAUGAACUGCGUAUUUUGUAUCUUCAUGGCAACAACAUCCGUUACCUGAAUGAAGUGAACAAGCUGAGCAAGCUGACUCAUCUGCACAAUCUGACACUGCAUGGCAAUGCUAUUGAUAAACACAAGGGCUACAGGAUUGUGUUUACAUGUUCCGAGGUUCUCUGUGGUUUCUGCGGCUCCGAGAACUCAGACUGCGGCGCAAUGAGCUCCUUCCAGCUGCUGCGGAUGUCGGUACACGAGCGAAUCAGCGCCGCCGCUGAAGACGUCCUGCAGCAGCUAGAACACGGGAAGGAAGCGGCUAAACUCCGGACACAGAGAGCCCUGUUAACCGCCCGGCUAACAGCUGCGGCGGAGGAAAUCUUCGUUCUGUUUAAGGAAACUUUGGCCGAAUACGAGCAGAGACUGCGGCGGUCUGAGGAGGAGAUCUGCCGCCAGAGGAAGCAGCUGGACAUUCUGCUGAAACCUGAAGUCAGACUGAACAGAUCUGAGCAAUCACAGCUUUUUAAAGGCGCUGCGACACCUGCAGCCUGCGGUUACCUAUCCAGUUCCGGUCAACUUCACAAUAAAAGCCCGUCAGAUCAAAGUGAAGAAGAGGAGACUGAAAACAGAGACCUUCUAAAAAUCGUGACCUUAGAUGACUCAGACCUUCCACCUCAGUUCAACCCACCAAACCUAAGUCGUUUUGAGUCCGAUCAUAACAUCAGCGACGCUUCCUGCCCGUCAUCACCACGCUCUUCUUCCCCAUCCUACCACGAGCCAGCCUCUGAGACCACCGAUGAGGACGACGACUGGAUGGACAGUCUGCCUCUCCGAUCCGAAGGCAGAAGGAAAAGAGGAAGGCCCUUUGGGUCAGGUGGGAAAAAGAAGAGAGGUCAGCAUUUCGGAUCUGUUGGGAGACAAGAAAGAAGUCAGCCUGUAGGAGCUGUUGAGAAAAAGAAGCGAGGUCGGCCUCUUGGAUCUCUUGGGAAAAAAAAGAGAGAGCUUUUGGGUCUUGAACCUGUAGGGGAAGUGAAGAAACGAAAGAGGGCACCUCCUACAGAGAGUUUCAGCUGUUACGUCUGCGGGCGUCUUUGUCCUGGAAAAGGCUUCCUUCUGCAGCACGCUCUCAGGGUGUGUAGCAGCAACCCGGAGUGCCGCUGCGGCUUCUGUGGAGAGCUUUCAGAUUCUGCUGACAGUCUGAUGGCUCACCUGCAGGCUCACCAGCAGAACACCAAAACAUGCUCCAUCUGUGGGAAAACAUUCACCUCCAUCAGGGCGCAGGAGUUGCACUUCCGCAUCCACACUGGAGAAAAGCCACACGCAUGCCCCAAAUGUGACAAAAUGUUCAGACAGAAGACUAACCUGGUGUCUCACAUGCUGGUCCACGCUGCAGAAAAGCCUUUCAAAUGUAAGAAGUGCCCCCGGGCCUUCUGCCACUUGACAUCCUUGGAGCGCCACAUGGAGGAGCACAAUGAAGAGCUGAUCAUCUCCUGCAGCCUUUGCAAUCAGGCGUUUAGCAAGCGGAAAGAUCUGCGUAAACACAUGGCGACCACUCAUGGGGACAUUAUUCCUAAAACCAAUAAAGGUCGCACUUCAGUGGUGUCCAACUGCAAAGUGUGUGGGCAGGCUUUUGACCGGAAGAUUCUGUUAGUCAGACACGCAGGGACUCAUGGGCAGGACCCCAACUGCUGCUGCGGGGUUUGUGGAAGCCAGUUUGACUCUAUCGACAGCCUCAACACUCACCUGCGCUUCCAUCGGGUCGCUGCCAGAACCUGUGAAACCUGCGGGAAAUCCUUCCCAGGUCGAUCAGCGCUGUUGAUGCACUUAAGAAUCCACACAGGAGAGAAACCCUUCACCUGCAGCUUCUGCGAAAAGGCCUUCAACCAGAUUGGCAACUUAAAAAUGCACAUGAGGAUCCAUACAGGCGAGCGGGCCUUUUCAUGCAGCAUCUGCGGAAAGGGCUUCACCCAGAAAAACAGCCUGGACACCCACAUCCGCUUCCACAACAAGGAGAGGCGUUUCCUGUGCCAGGUGUGCGGGAAAGGCUUCAUGCAGGAUGUGGACCUGAAGAGACACAUCCUUAUCCACACGGGAGAGAGGCCGUACGUAUGCAGGAUCUGUGGGAAGAGCUUCCAGGCCAGGCGGUCGCUCAACGGUCACAUCAAAGUGCAUGAAGCCAGCGGUAAUGUGGACUACGCAGAGGAAGAGAGGGUGGAGAGUUAUUUUCCUGAGAACUUCCAGCUUAUGCAGAUGGUCUAUAAGGAUACAGCAGUCAGAAACAACAACUACUAUUUUCCUUCCUGCAGCCCCGGGAGAACGGGACUCAGUCCCGGGAUGAAUCUAUCAGUGUUUCCUCAGAGCUUCGGACUCCGGUCUCUGACCGACUCACUGUCUGAGCUCCUUUCUAAAGUCAGUGAAGACAUUUUGGAAGCGCUGGAGAUUCGAGGCGGUGAAGCCAGCUCGGUUCGGGGCUUGGUGGAGCUGCUGCGGCCGCUUCUUGCGGACGGAAUGGCAGCAGCUGUGCAGCGGAUUGUCAUCCUGCUGGAGGGCGAGGUGGAGGUUUACCGGCUGCAGCUGGAGCGGCAGAACCGGCUGCUAGAGGCCGUCCUAAGCCCGGUGGUCCGACUGAAACAGAUCGUUCCCAUGUGCUCCUCUGCAGUCAAGAUGCCCGUAAAAGAUGAAAGCCUCCGUUUGACGUCCGAUCCAGUAAGUUCUGCCUCCUCAGACGUUUCUGUCGCUGAGAGUGAUGAGGAAUGGAUCGGUAUCAAAAACUCAGACAAGAAAGAAAGAGACGGAGCAGAUGAAGAAAGUCAGACUGCCUCUUCUGAUAAACCCGCCUGUUAUCGCUGUGUAAUCUGUGGGAAAACAUUCCGUCACAAAGGAAACCUUGUGAGACAUGUGGAAAAGCAUGCAGACUGCCCAGAGAAUCUCUGUGGAGUCUGCGGAAAACACCUCAAGGCUUCAGAAGACUUAUCAGAGCACCUCAGCUCCCACAGGGACUCCGUUUGCACAAGCAGGACCUGCAACGUCUGUGGGAAGAUGUUUCAGAACAUUGAGACACACUUGAGGAGCCACACCGGGGUGAAACCCUAUAGCUGUGACAUCUGCAGCAGGAGCUUCCCACGAGCUGCAGCCCUGAAGAGGCACAAGAAGAUUCACAGCACAGGGAAGCUCAACUCCCGCCAGAACGGUAGAAUGACGUUUGCUGAGAACCAGCUGGAGCACCUAAAGAAACAUGGAGAUCAGAGGGAAGGGGAUGAUAUAAGACAGGAUGAUGAGUCAGAGACGUUCAAUCAGAAAGAAAACCCCUCGCUCUGCUGCAGAGUCUGCGGGGAUUCAUUUCACAGCCCAGGCUUCUUAACAAAACAUGCAGAGACACACAGUAGCGACUCCAAAUGCAUGUGUGGAGUUUGUGGAAAGCUGCUAGAUUCAUCAGACGGUCUACAGACUCACCUGCAGUCUCACAGAGAGACCGGUGGGACAUGUACCAUUUGUGGAAAGAGUUUCCAGAACAUGGAGACACACAUGCGGAUCCACACAGGGUUCAGGCCGUACCGUUGUUCCAUCUGCUGCAAACGCUUCCCCCGACCUGGUGCCCUAAGGCGACACAAGAGGACCCACAGCUCCAAGCAUCAACACGUCAGCAGGAUAGCAGACACCGAGUCUCAAGAGAACGACCAGAGUGGAAACGCAGACAGUCAAAAUGGCAAGAUGUCAGGUUAUCCAUCAUCCUCCUGCAAAGUCUGUGGGGAGACUUUUCAAGGCAAAGGAAAUCUAAGGAAACAUGCUAAGAGCCACUCCUCAGAGUCUGUCUGUGGAGUCUGCGGUGAGUGUCUGCCGCCAUCUGAGACGCUGACCCGCCACCUGCAGGGUCACAGGGAAGAAGGUAAGGUUUGCCACAUCUGUGGAAACACCUUCCAGAACAUUGAGACCCACAUGCGGAGCCAUACGGGCAUCAGACCAUACCCCUGCAGCAUCUGUGGGAAGUCCUUCCCACGUCCCAGCGCCCUGCGGCGACACAAGAGGAUCCACAGUGGGGAGCGCCCAUACAUCUGCGAGUUCUGUGGGAAGACAUUUACAGAGAGCACCUCUCUGACGGCGCACAUCAGGAAGCACACCACCGAUCGACCUGUCAGCCGUGUCUCCUGUGAGAUCUGCGAGAAGAGUCUGUCGUCUCUACAAGUCCUGGAGGUGCACAUGAGGAUUCACACGGGGGAGAAGCCGUUUCCAUGCCGCAUCUGUGGGAAAGCCUUCAGGCAACUGGGAGGGCUGAAUGCACACAUGCUGACACACACUGGAGAGAAACCGUUCAGCUGCAGCCUGUGCAACAAAAGUUUUAGCACCAAAGGAUACCUGGAGACCCACAUCCGCUUCCACAAGAAGGAGCGGGCCUUCAAGUGCCACCUGUGCUGGAAGGCCUUCGUCACCAAGAACGACCUGAAGAAACACUUGCUGACCCACACUGGAGAGAAGCCCUACAGCUGCCCGGUCUGUGGGAAAAGCUACCAGGAGAAACGCUCCAGGGACGUCCACAUGAAGGUCCACAACAGCACAGAGCCAAUCAGAAGCGAGGAGGGCCUCCAGCCACGCUUCAUUCAGCUGUGAGGAACCAUAUCAGUACAAGCUGGUUUCAUUAACCGCUGAACAGGAAACAUGUAACAGAUGAAGCUUUGUUCUUCUGAAUGGGAAUAAGCAAAAGCAAGAAUGAACCAGACAACUAAACAAGAUGUUUUGGCCUGUUCAGGAGAACAAAGCUGCUGUUAUAAAAGGCUUUAGCUGAAAGAACCAGAAAUUAACUGAAAACUUUAUCUUCUUUAUCAAACUAUUUUAUGAUAGUUUUUAUUCUGUAAUUUCUGGAUUAAGUUGUGACAUACAGACCGGAAAUUAAACUUUUCCGAUUAACGUUUUUUGAUUUCUAAAAAGAAACACU